This is a messenger RNA of Pseudophryne corroboree (corroboree frog), 3049 nucleotides long. RefSeq names its product docking protein 7 (gene DOK7). The record is from RefSeq and is a predicted model, not a curated record. The transcript has 12 exons. Gene Ontology annotation, molecular function: protein kinase binding. NCBI's taxonomy places the organism in Eukaryota, Metazoa, Chordata, Amphibia, Anura, Myobatrachidae. The coding region runs from base 190 to 2178 and encodes 662 amino acids. Gene Ontology annotation, biological process: neuromuscular junction development; positive regulation of protein tyrosine kinase activity.
UUUAUUUCUGUCCUUAAAGAGUAAAAAGAAAAAAGCUUAGGCAGCUGUUUAAUCGCGGUGCCCACUGGUGUGGGUGAGAGGCUUGGCAGAGCUAUUAAAGCUAUUUUGAAAGUGACCCUUGGGCUUAACUACAUUCAGAAAGAGAGAGGGGAGAGAGGAGGGAGCAGCUGUUUGGAACCAUGACUGAAGAUGACGGAUUCGGUUGUGGUGGAGGGUCAAGUCAGAUUGAGAGAUGGAAAAAAGUGGAAGAAUAGGUGGGUGCUGCUCAGAAAGCCUUCCCCUGUGGCAGAUUGCUUGCUGAUGUUGGUGUACAAAGACAAGUCAGAUAGGACGAAGGGGCACAAAGAGAAGGCCAGCAUCACCCUGGAAGACAUCUGCGGCUUGGACGCUGGGCUCUCAUAUGAGGGCAUGAGCCAGACUCUUGCCAUUAUCUGUUUCUCACAAGUCGUUAUGCUGGGGUUUGACAAUAGGGAAAUUAUGAAUGCCUGGGAUGUACGGAUACGAUACAGCUUAGGAGAAGUGCACAGAUUUCAUGUUGGAGUGUUGCCUGGCACCAAGUUAGAAAGUGGACCUGCUACUCUGCACUUGUGCAAUGAUAUCUUAGUCCUCGCAAGAGACCUUCCACCUGUUGUGAUUGGUCAGUGGAAGCUCUCAGACCUGAGACGCUAUGGAGCUGUGGCGAAUGGCUUUGUCUUUGAGGGCGGAACACGGUGCGGCUACUGGGCCGGCGUGUUCUUCCUGUCUUGUACAGAAGGCGAUCAGAUCAGCUUCCUCUUUGACUGCAUUGUCCGUGGCAUCUCACCAACAAAGGGACCGUUCGGGCUGCGCCCUGUCCUCCCAGAUCCGAAUUUAAAUCCUGCAUACAUGGAGGAAAGGGUGGCCCACGAGACUCUGCAGCUGGAGAAACGACUCAGCUUGUUAUCUCAUCAUAGCCUGGGAGGAGAUGACAGAAGUUUGUCCAGCUCCUCUUCGGAAGCCAGCCAUUCAGAUGCCAGUGCGGGAAGCAGACUGACAAUUUGGGCCGAUCCGUCAUCAUCAUCUGCCAGCACCUCUGCCGACUGCCACGGUAUGGCUGCAGCCAAAGGCAUUCACCUCGGAGAAGACAAAGCGUACGCCGAAGCCCUUCGUGUUUCCAAGCCUCCCCCUAAGCCUGCACCAUCUAGACAUUUGCAGGAAAUAGGCCGCCAGAGCUCCUCCGACAGCGGCAUAGCCACGGGUAGUCACUCCUCGUACUCUGGGAGCUUCUCUUCCUAUGCCGAGAGCCUGGACAUUUGCCAUGGUGAGGAGUUUGGGUCAUUGCUUAGUCUUCCAUUGACCAUGGCUACAGAUCAGAAUCUAUGCACGUGCCAGCAUGCUGAUCCGCAGAGAGGGUCUGAGUACCAGAUCCCUGCCUCUGUCAGACAUCUAUACGACACACCUCGAAGUGUAUUACAGGCAGCUGCUAGAGAAACUCAGUACAAGAGUUCAGAUUCCACAUUACCCAAGGACCAGGCACAAGGAACUCAGAGCAGUAGUGAUGCUAAGCUGCUGAUACCCCAUGUGGAAGCUACAACCUCCUCUUUACUCCAAGAAAGCAAAGACUCAAGCGAUGAGACGUAUGUGGAUUUUGUUCCAAAGUGGACAGCUACAAAAGUACAAUCGCCAGGCGUGGAACCAAAAGGAAGCGACUUGGCAUCUGCAGGGACAAGUGAUACUUGUGAAAUUUGUAGCCCUCAGCCCGGUAUUACAAGAGCCCUUUUCUCAGCUUGCCCAGUAUGUGGGGGGCUAAAGGGAGCUACAGGCCCGCAUCCAAGAGCUUUACCCACAUCACAUUUGCAAGGUGCCCCCUCUGCCUCGGCGUCAGGAGCCCCCAGACCUCACAAAGGGCCGGCCAUGUUAGUUCUCACUGCAGGGGCAGCAGAUUAUCCAGACGACUCACAGUUUUCUGACCGACCUCGCAGUGAGACAGCAACUUAUGUAAAUAUUCCUAUCAGCCCUACAUCAAAGAAACAGCUCCAUUACAUGGCAUUAGAACUUCAAGAUCCUAGUACAGGAAUAAGAGGAGGGGGCUCCACCAAGUACGCUCAGAUAGACAUUACCGCCACCGAGACGGCACAUAAAGUGGGAUCUCAGCAUGCUCAGUCCAGAGAGGAACGUCUGCAGGAACUGGAACAGAAAAGGAAAGGAAGUCAGCAGUGAUAUGAUGAGAAGAGAUGUGUUCACCUUUAGCUCUGGUGCAGAGAACCACAGUCCUCUUAGUACUGGGAGAGCUGGUUCUACCAUAAGGUGCAUGCAUAUACAAUGGCCUACAUCGGGCCAAAUUUGGUGCAAUGACUCAGUAAGUUUCAUAGAGUACUGGAAUCUUAUAAGGCCGAUGGUCCUCUUAGGAUGACUUUUAGCAAGGAUGGAAUUACAUUGUAGUUUGAUGGCACAGGGGUCAUUCCAAAACUGAUAUACCCUCCUGGAAACAGUCAGAAUGGUCUGGUAUAAGUAAAUGCCCUUUGGAUCUUGAGAUGGAAUUAGACAGAAGUGAUCUAUAAUUUAAUUUCACAUUGAUUUUGUUUCCCCUUACAAAAUGUCAAUAUGGUUUUGUAUGCAUAGCUACUAUAGUGUAUUUACUAUUUAUUUGUUUUUGUCAACUUGUAUUAUUUAACUUUAUUUGCAUAUAAUAAUUUUAUACAUGAAGGUGUUCUGCAACAUACCUCCUCAGUUUUAUUGUCUUACAUAUAGUACUCUUUUUGUAGUAAAACACAAAUGAUUUCCGUACUAUUGUAUUCAUUAAUUAAUAUCAUAUUUCCUGGGGCAUUUAUGUACAGUAUCAGUAUUUGGUACAUUUUUAACAUUUAACAGUUCUUUUUGAGUACACAUGACUUUAUAUGGUUUUAACACAGGAAAGUUUUUUUUUUCUACUGUGUUCUGGUGUUGCAUGUAUGUAAAUAAUAAACAAUAACGUAGCGGGAAAUUGCAUAUUAUUAUACUGUGAUAUGAGGAAUGUAAUAAUUAAAACACAAAUAUUUCAAUCGUAGAGGUUUUCUGUGUAAAUAAAAUCCCUAAGGGGAAACGUAUGAAA